Messenger RNA from Daphnia magna, 9469 nucleotides. RefSeq lists its product as uncharacterized. Gene Ontology annotation, molecular function: ATP binding; ABC-type protein transporter activity. The transcript has 5 exons. NCBI's taxonomy places the organism in Eukaryota, Metazoa, Arthropoda, Branchiopoda, Diplostraca, Daphniidae. Gene Ontology annotation, cellular component: membrane. Gene Ontology annotation, biological process: protein import; protein targeting. The record is from RefSeq and is a predicted model, not a curated record. Bases 174 to 9362 code for a protein of 3062 amino acids.
UUGAACAGCAGUCGGGAGCAGAGGCUUCUUCAGAACGCAACGCUUUUUCAUGAUUGCGAAAUAAACUUAUAUAGCGUGGUUGGUGCACAAUAAGGCUUAACGCGCCCUAUUUUCACGCAUUGAAGUUCAACAACUUACACCUCAGUGCAAUUUAUCCGAAUUUAAAAACAACCAUGAACUUGGUUCCAACGACGAUGGACGGAAAAAAAUGCCCCGAGAUUUCCAAUACCCCAACACCCAAAUCGCUUAACAACAGCGAUGACGUUAUUGAACACAUCAAAAGUUGGAUUCAGUUAGACGACAAAUCGAAAAUGCACGAAGAUGCCGUUAAACACAUCGAGUCGUUUGUGGAUCGACAAAUUUCUUGUUUGGAGUCGACUGUAAUCGAGAGACAAUACGUUAAAGUCGUAUUAGAAAUGUGGCUGAGAAAGAGUUUACGAAAGGCUGUUGAUUACCUAAAUGAUGAAAAAAUCGAUAUCGGCGUCGAAAUGCCCACUUUAUUGAAAGAAUUAAAUUCCAUCAAUUCAUUUGAAGAUAUUGGCCUCAAAUUAAAUGAAGCGACGUGUCAACUGACAAAUCUGUGUGACGCAGGAUGUCAAUAUUUAGAACUGAUACUCGAUCAGGUGGAUCUUUUCAAAAACACUCCCCGUUUCUCGGUUCUUGUUGCCAGUUAUUUCAAGCAAUUUAAAGCGUCUUGCAUUGACAAAGUCUUUUCCAGGUGUCUGAAUGACGUUGGUAAAGAUCAAACUAAUGGCAAGAGAAAUCGGGAACUUAUUGUCGCACUUAAUGCGCUCUUACAAGUCGCCAGUGAAGACGUAGGAAUUCAAAAUGUUUUGGAGAAAAAUUUUACGGGAAAGGACGUCAAAGAUUUUGAUGACGCAAACGGGAAAGACUUGAUCAACCAACUGGUGGAAAUUUUUGCAAGCUGCAGAGAUUUUACUAAAAACGAAUCCUCAGAAUGGUUAAAUCAACUAAAAUCAGAAAAAGAAUGGGCACCGAAGUUGCAAGUUUUGGUCAAAGAGACGUGCAAGCCAUUCCUGUUUCCCAAGACGACGAUUGAAAUCACAGACGAAUAUGGAAGAAAAAUCAUUUUCAUCAAAGGCGUCUCUGUGUUUGUCAGCAAAAUGAUUGAAGAAAUGAAACGACUCAAAGAAAAUAAUCCGGAAGUGCAAGAAAUCCAGAUUGUCGGACUGUCAUCCGUUCACAUCGACUGCCACCUAGAGAACAAAACCUGGCACGGAACAAACGUGGGAAUCGUUGCUGAUAAGAUCUUUGUUGACUACGAAGUGUGCCGGAAGGGCCAUAAAAGUAUCGCUCAAGCAAAAGAAGAGACUACCGAGCCGAAGGCGGCUUAUAAUUUUGUGGACGAUUUCUUCGUCUGCUGGGAUAUCUCGGGCGAAAACGGAGAACCUGGUCGACCGGGUACUAGCGGUGGAAAAGUACACAUCAUUUGUAACGAAAUGUUCGGCGCUGAACAAUGGAAGAUUAUCUCUGAUGGAGGUGACGGAGGAGACGGAAAAAACGGCACUAAUGGUGAAGCUAAUGGUGACGGAAAGCCAGACAGAAAGGCCAGUAAGUGGUCCAAAGAAUAUUUCAAUCAAGCGUUUCCUUCUAUGUCGAUCUUCGAAACGGGAGAACAGACAGAAGACAAAAUUCUAGAUGAUGCAAUUCAAACCGUUUUGACGACGCUAAACGACUUGUUGCCAGUUGAAAAUCGAAAAUCUGGCAAAGAUAUCCAAUCAGACUACCGAGGUAAUUUUUUCAUCGACGGCACUGCGAAAGAUGGCAGUAAAAUCACCGUAUCCUACUAUCAGUCCAAGACAAAAAAACACACGCUUGUUCUCUGCAAAGGAAGUUCCAUCGGACAAGGUGGAUCUGGAGGCACCAUGAUCUUUGAAUGCAUGACUGGAAAAAACUCGUUCGCAUUCGAAUCCAGCGUUCCAGUCGUUGGUAAGGAAAAUCGUCAACCAAGGGCUGUGCGUAUGGGUGUCUAUCAAGCAAUGGGUUCUAAUGGUGCCAUGGGAACACCUGUAGGAGACGUUGGUUUCAUCCACAGGCUGGACACAUCUGAGGCAUCUGCAAACAAAAAUCAGACGGGUCAUUACAUCGGCUUCGAAAAUGAUGUCAAGCUUCGGAUGGAACACGACACUACGAAACCUACAAGGCAGCCAAACGAUCCUGAUAAUUAUUACGCCAAACUAAGGAAAGGAGAAUAUGCGUCGAUCGCUUACCAUGGCCUAUCUGCGUACGGCCAAGUCCAGCCACUGCAUUCAGUGGUAGUUAAUGCCACGAAAAAGAAGGGCAUCAUUCGCCAAAGUCUUGCCCACCACUUUUUUCAAGUAGACGAGCGGAAGCAGAUGACACAAAGCCUUCAGGAAAAGUUAUACAAUGACUGGGAGGAACAAAAAUUGACAGAAGAUGUCGACUUUUUAGUCGGCCAAAUGGAAGACAAAGAAACUCAGCUUUAUCAGGUAUCGUCACAGUGCAGUCGGGGCCUUGAGAACAUUGGAUCAAUGAGAUUUGUCAAACCGGCAUUAAAAAAGAAAUUGAGCGUGAACAAAGUUUCAGACACCUCUCGUUCAUUGGUCGGCCGACGAUCAGUUGGACGUCGUCCAGUUGAUUUCCGGCAAAAACCAGCUGGUGACGUUCGAUGCCUCGAUAUGCUGCCAACGAUGAGCGGCGUCGAUAGCGCUAUUCACAGCAUUUUCGGCCAAAUGAAUUCAAGCGGAUUGUAUGUUUGCAAUGACGUGAAAGUGUUUCGUCAACAUCUUGCAACAUUCAUUCGGCAGAAUAAAACAUCCCCUAAAGAACCAUCAAAACGAAUCGAAUUGAUAAAAUUCACCCGCAAAAAGAAAAAGCAUGACAAAGUUUUGGCUUUCGUCAAGCAGUUUGUACUCCGCGUGCAAGAAAGCAAUGCAUUGGAUUAUCCCGUAGCCUUUGACAUGAAAAAUGCUUAUUUCGAGUUUCGACGGACGAACAGCGAGGAAAAAGAAUUCCUCUGGCCAAACGCGUCAGAAUGUCAAAAAUUAUUUGAAGAAUACGCCAAGUUCGUUGAGACACCGUCGAACUCAUUGGAAUCGUCUGAGGUGGAAAUGCUAGCAAUCAUCCAUGACAAGACCAUCCAUGUUUAUAAUGAUCAAUUAUCAUCAUUUAAGUACAAUGAAACCUUGAAUUCUAGCAGUUACAACAAGCAAUGUAUUCUUCAUCGCGGACACGGAGAAUGGCAACGAGUCGAGCCCAAUAUAAUGGUGAAAAAUUUCUGCGGGCAAAUUGAUGAGGACCUUUUUGAAUAUCAGCCCAUUCAAACUCAUUACUUCCACAAAUUCUUAAACCUCCUUAAAAAACAUGGAGCUAAGCAACAGGUCAUUGAUUCUUUGAAGACGCUCGACCCUGAAAACGGUGACACACCAGAUAAAUUGUUCCAAUUGCUUUUGAAAACCUUCCAGGAAAAUGAAGAAAGUGGCGAAAAUUUAAAUGUGAAAUUGCUAGAUGAAUAUUCAAUCGAUCUCUGCUGGUUGGCUGAAUGGAUAGCCGAGCACAAUAAUCGCAAUCUCAGUCCCAUCUUCUACUUGAAUAUUAUCAACAAUGUCUCACCCGUCGACUGGAGAUGCGAUUUUGUUAUGCUUGAAAUUUACGACCGAUUUUCUCAUGCGGUUUCUGAUAUUAUUGCAAAUAGCGAUAUACAAUACUGGUUGUAUCAAAUAGCCGAUAGAAUGCCAUCUCUGGUGCCUCCAUUACGAAAAUCGGUUGCCACAUCCGACAACUGUGCUGCGUUACAGCCGCAGAAAUUGUUGCGGCUCAUGGAAUUUAUAGCAACGGAUUUCGAACAAGACGACGGGAUCACAAGUCAGCAAUUACCGGAGUUAGAGCUACUGCCUCUCAGCGAUUGGUAUCACUUUUUAAAAAGCAAAAUGUGGGAAAAAAAAGUCAAUCGGCUGCCCAUCGGUGAUUCGAGUUCUCCAAAAGAGAAUAAAAAACUCAAGAAUGAGGUCGUUUACAUGUUACUGGAACUCGAAUUCAAAAACAACAAAGACUUUUGUGACGAGUUAUUAAAAAAGACUGUGGACUUGAAAACGGCCGUUCUUCUUUUGCAAAACAAUCUGUAUCCGGGAGUGACUCCUAGCCAAGAACAUAACGAAAGAAACAUUGACGAUAUUAUAAACAAGAUGAAAAAAGACGCGCCAACGGAUGACAAGUUAAUCAUAACAAAGGUAUAUCCCCGGAAAUUGACUGAUGUGCAAACAAAAGUGAAGGAAUCUAAAUCAAUGUCAGAUCAAAUGAAAGAAUCUGACGAACACGAAUCCAAGCAGCAGGAAAGAAUAAAGAAAUUGAUCAAGCAAUGGCAGACAAAUGGUUUAGAACUCAACGAUAAUAAGUCAAUGGUCGAUUUUGUCUUUGUCUACGACUACGCCGUACAAAAAACAUGUACAAAGGAUGGAGACAAACAAAUAUUUCGACUACGGGACACCCAGAGAAUUACGAUCAUGACAUUGCUGACAUCUGAAUACAAAAACACGUUAACACAAGUAUCAACCGGUGAAGGUAAAUCGCUUAUCGUCACUGGUGUCGCAAUCGCAUUCGCCCUUUGUCGAAACGAAGAUAAAAAGAAUAAGAAAAUCGAUGUUAUUACAAGUAAUGACGUGCUGGCUCGCCGUGAUUCUACGCUGUCGGUGGCCGAUGGUGGACUGCGAAAUCUUUACGAAUAUUUCAAUGUCAGUGUGGCAAACAAUUGCAGCCAAUGGGUGGACGAACGAACACAAGCCUACAAUGCAGCAGUCGUUUAUGGACAAUUGGCCAAUUUCCAGCGAGAUUAUUUGCUGGAUAAAUUCUACGGUCAUAGCAUCCGAGGUGACCGCACCAUGGACCUUGUCGUUAUUGAUGAAGUCGACUGCAUGUUGCUCGAUCGCGGUAACAACACGCUGUACCUAUCGCACGACAUCCCUGGUAUGGAGAUGCUCGAGUCUCUUUACGUUUUUAUUUGGGAAAAAAUACGCAGUUCUUCCAUCGGAUCGGAUAAAUUCAACAUGAAGGAAUCCGUUAAAUCAGCUGUUCUGUACGACCUCUACGGUGCUAUAUCUAAAGAUGAUUUAGAAUCGAUUCACAGCCCAUUGAAGGACCAACCAUCGGAAAAGAAUGCGCUUUGGGACCACUUAAUUGAAACAAAAGUAAUCGACCCACAAGGACGACUGUUGAUGGAAGACAAGAUUGAAACCAUCAAUUUCAAACCACAAUUGGAUCCCAAGAUUAUCUUUUAUCUCCGUAACGUGUCGAAACGCAAGCGGAAUAUUCGAAUACCUGAGCAUUUGAUGUCCUUUGUCGAUCGUCAUCUGGACAAUUGGCUGGACAAUGCCAUGCAGGCCCUGGAACUCAAACGAGACGAGGACUAUGUCGUCGAUCAAGACCGAACAGACACCAGCCCAGAUCUCCAUCCUCAAGUAAUUAUAAUUGAUCAGGACACAGGGAUGGACCAGAUCUCGUCGCAGUGGGAUGGAGCACUGCAUCAAUUUAUUCAGCUAAAGGAGGGAUGCAAAUUGACGUCACAAAAUCUAAAAUCCAUUUUCAUUUCUAAUGCGACUUACAUCCAGGCUUAUAAAAAAGCAGCUGGCGUUUCAGGUACGCUGGGAUCUGAAACAGAACGACAAUUUAUGCAUACCAAAUACAAAAGUCUUCAGUUUGUCAUCCCAACAGCUUUCCAAAAAUGUUUCUACUUGAAACCAACGCAAGUCUUUAAAUCAAAGGACCACUGGCUCCAUGCCAUCGUCAAAGAAACACAACAGAUUAUUCAACCUGAAGAUCAAGCUAAAGCUCGUUCUCUCGUCAUCUUCUGUCAAUCAAUCAAAGAUGUGAACGUUAUUCGCCGAUACCUUAAAAAUGCAAUAGGAUCAAAACUCAAUGAUAACCACAUCCAUUGCUACACACGUGAUUAUGAAAAAUUUGCUUUCGAAGGUAAAUCACUUGAAAUUGGUCACGUGAUCGUCGCCACCAACUUAGCGGGCAGAGGCACGGAUAUCAAAAUAAGCGAGGAGUUGAGAGAAAACGGAGGUUUGCACAUUUGUCUAACUUUUCUGCCGAAAAAUGAGCGAAUUGAAGAGCAGGCGAUGGGACGUUCAGCUAGAAAUGGAGCACCUGGAAGUGGAACCUUCCUCCUAUACGAAGAAUCGCCAAUAGGAAAGAAGUGGGAUGCCGGAAAAUGGUUAAGCAUGAAGGAGGAGCGUCAAUGGAGAGAAAAACAACGGAUAUCCCGUUUGCAAGAAGAUUUCAGGACAAUGGAAGAAGAGCAAAAUUUUUUUGACGAAUUUUAUAUUUAUUACACUAGACUAAAGCAAGAAUUAAAAAACCAAAAACGUGAAGAUCAGGCAAUUAAGACAAUCUGCGAUAGUGUACUUGACAUAUGGGCUUUGUGGCUUGACCAAACAGAGGAUCAUUUGAAACUGACUUAUUCCUAUCAUCACGAUUUUCUCAAACAUUUUCGGACUGGACUUGGAUUGCUAGAUAACAACAUGACUGACAAUAGUUGGAUGACGCCAGUUCGAUCUGUCACCCUGGCAAAACAUCUGGCUCUGCAAAAGUCAUCGCUGUCCGAGGCAAGUGAAAUUCUGAAACGAGUCAUUGACUCAAGGGACAGUGAUCUGUAUCCGGCUGCUCAUUACUACUUUGCUUUCGUUUUGAUUCAAGAAGAUUUUAAAGAAAACAGACCUAAAUUUAUUCAAAUUUUGCAAAAUUGCGAAACUAUUUUGAGCAACGACAUAGACAUGCACUUGUCCUUUUACCGCAAAGUAUCUCUUGCAACGCCUAACCAAACCCCGUCAUUCUGCGUCGUCGACGCCUACAAACAACAAAAAGACAAUAUCGUGAAAAUUCUGGAAUAUUUUAUCGGCUCAGCCCGAGCUCUAAUAGGCAGCCAUUACUGUUCAGCCUCUAAUCUCAAGGAAGCUGGAAAGGAAGAAAAAAAAGAAAAAACUUUUCUUAAGAAGGCUGAAAUAUUCCUACAAAAUAUCAGAUUAGAAUUUGUACGUUUCCAGAAGGAAAGAAAAUCAAAGUGUAAAUCUGAACAAAAACGUAUAAUUUGCCCUGAGCAAGCGGACAAACUGUUUGAAUUAUUGGUAGAAAAAAAAUGCAUCACCUGUCGGCUCAACGACACCGAUACAAUUCCUAAUAGGGACGCUAUCAUUCAGCAAGUAGCCAACGAACACGGAAUCAAAAAGGAUCUGAAGGACAAUUUGGAGUCUGUAUUUGGGCAAAAUUUUACAGAAAAGCAGGUGGAGAAAAAUCUGAAAAAAGAAAAUCUGAUCCCGUGCACAAGAAAGGCGUUCUGGGAGGAGCUGAGGAAAGAAGGUGCAUUACAAGCGGUGAAAGGUGGCUUGUGUUCUCAAAUGAAUUGCGUCAUCGUGUUGGACUCCGAAUGUGAUGUCGAACCAAGUAGUAAACUGAACAGCAAAAAACUCAGUCGAGAAAAUCGGAUCAAAAUUGAAGACUUUCAGUUUGGAUUGGAUUCUUUUGAUCACAAAAACAACUGUCUGAACGUGUUGUAUAAUCCAAUUUACGACAACAUGAAAGACUUAUUGAAGCAAAACAAAAUCAUGUUCAGUAAACGUUACGUUAUCGAACGACUUGGCAAAGAAGAGUAUCGACGCCGCAAGGAGAAUUUUGAAUUGAAUCAAAUUGCACAGCUCAAUCUCAAUAAACUUGAAACUGUCACUUUGAAAGUUUGUGAUCCACUGGAGAAGGAUGAUUUUACGCAAGCUAAUAUUAUUUCUAAAAGCGAACGAGAUUGCGUUUGGAAGGCGUUGAUUGAUCAGCAAAUCAUUGAUUCGAAUGGCGAAUUAUCGUCCAACUACCAAAAAUUCAGCUAUCCCGAGUGUCCUGCUUAUGAGGAACCGGUCAUGCGUGUGAUUGCCAGAAUUUUCGUCGCUGAAAUAGUUAAACGUCAAUGGCUAAGGGCUGCAAAAGAUCCCAAAUGUUUGAAAGCCAUAAAUUUAUUGCCGUUAAAACCCUAUCGAGAUUUGCUUGGCGAUUUGAUGGCUGCUCACGUCAUCUCUGGUGCUCGAGUGACGGAAGAUGCAACACUCAUCGAGAAGGAAACUAAGGAAAUUGAAGACGAAGACGAGCGUGAAUGUGUCCGGAGGUUUUUGAAAAGCCGCCAAGCUAUUUAUGCCCCUAGGAUGAAAAAAUAUGAGAUUUUUCUUGAUCUUAUCGAAAUGGAUAUUCGAAAAAUUCCAAACACCGUGAACAUUUCUACGGAACUGCACACUUUUGACCUCGCAGCAUUCAAUCACGUUAUUGACAUCAAGGAUGGAGAAAGGUCCUGGAAGUCAUAUCUGGGAGCAACGUUCGCCGGUGUUGUUGGUGUAGCUUCGAUUGGUGUUGGAAUUUUCCUGCUUCAGGGGAAAAUGCUAUCCUUUGGAUUUAGCAAAAAUAUAUUGUUAAUGGGAGGAGCUUCAGACAUUUUGUACGCCAUAACGACUAUCCUGACACACAGCAAAUUCACUUGGGCCGAUUAUACUCGUCAAAGGCUAAGGAGUGUCAUGGGAAAAACGGAGCCAAUCGAAAUGAUCAAAACAAUUAACAAAUUAUAUGAUUUGUCUGAAAACGCUGAUUUUAGAAAAGCAAUCAAUUUAGCCAUUGGUCUGGAAAGAUGGACACGACAAAACACAGACCAAAUAAACAAAGGACGUGCAACACUACUGGGUAGGGGAGUAGAGAAGAUUGUAUUGGUCAACCACCAAACCGAAUUACACUUUCACAUCCAACUUCAUUAUCUUUUACAAGAUUUUGGCAGCUUUAUACUCGGAAAAACUAAGAAACUCGUCACCAAAAACUUGACUGAAAUUCGAAAGGCGCUGACCCAAUUCAACGAACUUCACGGAACGAAAACAUCUCAACAUUUCAUCAGGGGGAAGUUGAAUAAACUAAUUUCGCAAUGGGCUACAGAAGGGCAAAAAUGGGUCUGUGAAAUCAUCGACGAAACGACUUUGAAACUAAACGAGAUUGCAGGAACGGGAGGAAUCCCUUUGACACAAGAAAUGGCUAAUAAAGGAAUUCGCUUGAUGGAACCGAUUUUCAAUGACUACGAGGUGCGAAUGAAAUUGAUACGCAUCACUGUCACCUGCAUUCGCGAAUUUCUAUUAGGCCUGGAGAAUCAUGCUAAUCCUGAGGACCCCAUUGCCAAAAACAUCGAUGUUGAAGAAUUUAAGCGUUUUCCGAAAAAGAUGAUGGCUGACAUUGACUCUGAGCUGGGACGACAAGUGGAAAAGAUUCUUGACAUUUUGAGGCAACAAAUUCAUCAAGUGACUUCCGACCAAAUCUCAAGGCUAGCGAAUGUCAAUUCAGAAAUGUUCACCACUUUAUCGCAUUUAAUGUAACCGAAAAUGAAAACACCAUAAUUUUCUGAAUGUGUUGCUUUGUAUACUAUAAGUGGACGGAGAACAUUUUGAAUUGAUAAAAUAUAUUUUUUUUUGUUUUUCCUAGA